This is a messenger RNA of Chanos chanos (milkfish), 2502 nucleotides long. It is a transcript of the gene fbxl19, whose product is annotated as F-box and leucine rich repeat protein 19. The record is from RefSeq and is a predicted model, not a curated record. Bases 1 to 2502 code for a protein of 833 amino acids. The transcript is spliced from 10 exons. NCBI's taxonomy places the organism in Eukaryota, Metazoa, Chordata, Actinopteri, Gonorynchiformes, Chanidae. Gene Ontology annotation, molecular function: zinc ion binding; DNA binding; protein binding.
AUGUCAGGCAGUAAGGCUCUGGGAGGGGCUCGACGGCGGCGGACGCGUUGCCGGCGCUGUCAGGCCUGCAUGCGGACCGAGUGCGGGGAGUGCCACUUCUGUAAGGACAUGAAGAAGUUCGGCGGGCCGGGGCGGAUGAAGCAGUCCUGCUUGCUUCGACAGUGCACGGCGCCUGUGCUGCCUCACACAGCAGUGUGUUUUGCGUGCGGAGAAGCAGGGAAAGAAGACACAGUGGAUACAGAGGAGGAGAAGUUUAGCCUCUCACUGAUGGAGUGCACCAUCUGUAACGAAAUCAUUCACCCCAGCUGCCUCAAGAUGGGUAAAGCAGAAGGUAUUAUAAACGACGAGAUCCCAAACUGCUGGGAAUGUCCAAAGUGCCACAAGGAAGGCAAGACCAGCAAGGACCAAGGAGACGGUUUGGGGAAGAGACGUAUGGACAAUGGCGAGGUCGGCCGAUGGAAGCUAACAGACGACCCGCCCCCGAGCAAAAAGAAACCUCCCUCGCUGGAGGACGGAGGGCGACAAGACGGGCACAAGAGGAAAAAAGAAAAGGACAUCCCCCAAGACAGCGGUCCAAAGAAAAAGUUGAAAGGUGCCAGAGAAAAACACCUGAAAAAGAAACAGAAACCCAACUCCUCGGAUUCUGUGGAAACCAACGGACCCAACUCCUCGUCCGGAGGAGGCCAGGGAUCUGGCGGCGGUUCCAACGCGACCCAGACCCCCACCUCGGCCAGCAGCCAGGACCAGCGUUCGCACCACCGCGAGAAGCUAGAACGUUUCAAGCGCAUGUGUCAGCUCCUGGAGCGAGCGCGGGACUCCACCUCUUCUUCCUCCUCCAGCUCUGAGUCGGACUCCGAAUCCGACUCCGACUCGCCCUCUCCGGCAGCCGGGUCCGAGCCCUCUUCUCCACCGGUUGCCUACGGCAACAACAGCGCACGGGACAGGGAGCGGGAGCGCGAGCGGAACCGGAGGCUGGCCGAGCUGGGCUUCAGCGCCAGUGACGACUCAGACGGGGAGGGGCCGGCCGAACAGGAGCGGGACGCCCCCGAGGAGACGCAGCAGCGUCGGAGAGGAGACGCCCCGCAGCGAAGCCGCAAGGCGGCCAUGGCGGCGGAGGCGGAUGAUGACGAGGGGUCAGGAGACAGGGGACGCAAGCCCUCAACGCUACCCCCACCCUCGCCUCUGUCCUCCACGCAGCCCCUGCCUUCCAGCCACGGACACACCCUGGGUUCAGAGGGACUCUCCUCCUCCAAACGCAGCAAUGGACAGGAGGCGCGCAACGGGCGUACGCGUGCCGGCGGGCGGGAGACGCAGGAGAAGGAAAACGCCAACAGCAGCUCGGUGGCCAACCACCGACAUAGCGGCGGCGGCGGAAAAGCCAACCGCGGGAGCAAGAUCCGCGGGGGCGGGAAACAGGGUCAGACGGGGCUGUCGGCCAAAAGCGGAGGGGGCGCGGCCGUAACCCCCGGCACCGCCAACGGAGGCGGAGCUCUCCUGGCCAGUCCGGCGGCCGGCCUGGCGGCUUCCCCUCGCUCUCAGGCUUCCCGCAUAGCGCCGACGCGGUCGCAGCUGAUGAAACGAAGCCCUGCGGCCGUCCCCUCGCCGCCGCGGCCAGUCCAGAUGGAACGACACCUCGUCCGGCCGCCGCCCGCCUGUCCUGAACCCCACUGCCUGCCUUUGGACGGCGGAGCCUCGCACGUGCUACCGCGAGAUGUCUGGCUUCGCGUCUUCCAACACCUCAGCCAUCGACAGCUGUGCGUGUGCAUGCGUGUCUGCCGUACCUGGAGUCGAUGGUGUUGCGAUAAAAGACUAUGGACUCAGAUUGACCUCAGCAGACAACGUUCCAUCACCCCUCCAAUGCUCAGUGGUAUAAUCCGAAGGCAACCGGUCUCCCUUAACCUGGGCUAUACCAACAUCUCCAAAAAGCAACUUAUGUGGCUCAUCAAUCGUUUGCAAGGUCUGUUGGAGUUGAAUGUGUCGGGUUGUCCAUGGUCGUCGGUUUCGGCGCUGUGCCAGACCACGUGCCCGUGCCUACGUCUGCUGGAUCUCAGCAGAGUGGAGGACCUCAAAGACUCCAACCUGAGAGAGCUGCUGGCCCCGCCCCCUGCCGACACCCGCUCAGCUCACGGAGAGAGCAGAGUGGGGCGUUUCCAGAACGUGACGGAGCUGCGAUUGGCCGGCCUGGACGUGACUGACGCGGCGUCGCGACUGCUGGUUCGCUACCUGCCCCAUCUGACCAAGCUGGACCUCAGUCAGUGCGGCAAUAUCACAGAUCAGACUAUACACACACUGACGUCUCCCAUCUCCCCGCUCAGAGACAGCCUCAUCCACGUCAACUUGGCAGGUUGUGUGAAAGUAACAGAGCAAUGCCUGCCCCUGUUGCGCCGCUGUGCCUCGCUGCAGAGCGUAGACCUGCGCUCCUGCGGUCUGCUCGCCCCCGACGUUUGCCAGCUUCACUCCUUCCCCUGCUCCGAAGACAGACUGCUCCUCAAAAACAGCUAA